GCCGAGUCCACUCACGGGCCGAACCUCGAGUUUGUGCUGCGCUGGUCGCAACACUAACUCAACAAACAACCCGACGAGGUGGAAUUCCCGCCUUGCUUUGACUACUGAUAUGUGACUGACAGACAAGCCACAACAAUAUUCUCAGGCAACAUCAUGGCCUCUUCACAGCCCCCGCAGUCGCGCCCGCCACCGCCGCUCACGUCGUCGCCGUAUCCUUUCGCCGCCGCGCCCGACAUCAUCCGCGCGAACCAAAAGGACGCCUACUUCCAAGGCGUGCUCAGCAACCAGCUCAGCGACCUCCACCGCCGCUUGCGCGGCGCCCGCUCCGCCCAUGCCUGGGCCACCGAAACCCGCACCUUCGCCGACGCCCUUUACCUCUGCCUGACCACGCUCCUCGGCAACCGCACCCUCGGCGAAGAGUAUUGUGACCUCGUGCAGGUCGAAGCACCACCUCACAGCAGCAACAGCACAGACAAACAGCAACAACAGCAACAACCACCAACCUCAUUCCCACAGACCUCCUCCUCCUCAGAUGGCCCGGUAUUACCCUCCCUCCCGCGGCGUUUCGGCUCCAUCCUAUCAUCGACCCUGCUGCCCUACCUGGCCUCGCUCCUCCUCCCGCGCCUGCGCUCCACGCUACGCAAGCGGCUCCAAUCCCGGCUAGCGGCCCUGACGCGCCAGGGCCGCGACGAGAAGCGCGACAAGUCGGGCCGGCCCAGCACCGAGUACCGCGUGCUGCGCUAUCUGCUAGCCCACCUGACGCCGCUCACCAGCGGCGCGCACUUCCACGCCGUGACGCUGGCCGUGUUCUACUUCACGGGCGCAUACUACUCGCUCUCGAAGCGGGUGUUUGGGCUGCGCUAUGUCUUCACCAAGCGGGUGGAGGAGAACCAGGGCGGGAGGGGAGGGUAUGAGGUGCUCGGGGUCCUGCUCGUUGUGCAGAUGGCUGUGCGGGCGUAUCUGCAUGUUCGGGAGCAGCUUACUGCGGGUAGCUAUGUAGUGCCUGGGGAAGAGGAAGAGGAUGGGUCGUUGUUCAGGGAAAGGGAGGCUGGUUUUAGGCCCAGCGCGGCGGCGUUUGUUGAUGUCAGUCUCAGCGAGAACGCGUAUACGAGUAAUAACGAGCUGCUUGGAUUGCAAGGGGCGGGCGCCGGGUCGAGCUCGCAGAGAGGGCUGGCGGAGAUUGCAGCCGCGACACACACGCCUGUGCCGAAAGGGGGCAGGCCGAGGUAUGAUCUGGGGUCCGGUGAGAAGAUCAUGGGGUGGAUUAAGGGGGCUCAGCAGAGGAAGUGCACGCUGUGUCUGGAGGAGCUGAAGGAUCCUGCGGCGACGCAGUGUGGGCAUGUUUUCUGCUGGGCGUGUAUAGGAGAUUGGGUAAAGGAGAAGCCCGAGUGUCCGUUAUGUAGACGGGAGGCGAUGGUGCAGCAUAUCUUGCCGUUGCGCGUCGCGUAGAAAGCCCAAGAGAGUAUUGUGUACUCAAGGGUCGAGCGAGGGGCCAGUGUGGUUUGGUCCACACAGGGGCAUGAGUAAUGAAUCGAGCACUUCAGAGACUAAAAUAGCUGCUUGUGUCAACGGGUAUCAUCAAGCCUAUACUACCUUACCUUAAAUGUUUACAAAACAGCCGCCGAUUUAAGGCAGACGA
Messenger RNA from Chaetomium strumarium, 1639 nucleotides. RefSeq names its product Pex12 amino terminal region-domain-containing protein. The transcript has a single exon. Gene Ontology annotation, molecular function: zinc ion binding. Gene Ontology annotation, biological process: protein import into peroxisome matrix. Gene Ontology annotation, cellular component: peroxisomal membrane. NCBI's taxonomy places the organism in Eukaryota, Fungi, Ascomycota, Sordariomycetes, Sordariales, Chaetomiaceae. The coding region runs from base 154 to 1449 and encodes 431 amino acids. The record is from RefSeq and is a predicted model, not a curated record.